AAUAUAUCCAUCCAUUCAUCACCGCUCCUAUAAAACCUCCUUUGCUCUAUAUCCCAUACACAAAAACGCUCUUAAAAUCACAUAACUUCUCUGGAAUUUUAAUUUUCUGUUAUAAAAAAAAAGAUGGUGAAGAACGUUCUGGUGACAGGCGGCGCUGGCUACAUCGGUAGUCACACGGUGCUUCAACUUUUAAACGACGGCUACUCCGUCGUGGUUGUCGACAAUCUCGACAAUUCAUCCUCUGUUUCUCUCCAACGCGUCAAAAAACUCGCCGGCGAUAACGGGAACCGUCUCUCCUUCCACCAGGUUGAUUUAAGAGACAGGCCUGCGCUUGAGAAGAUUUUCUCAGAAACCAAGUUUGAUGCAGUGAUACAUUUUGCUGGACUGAAAGCAGUAGGUGAGAGUGUGGAGAAGCCUUUGCUGUAUUAUAAUAAUAACCUUGUUGGCACUGUCACUCUUUUGGAGGUUAUGUCUCAAUACGGCUGCAAAAAUCUUGUGUUUUCAUCAUCAGCUACUGUCUAUGGCUGGCCAAAAGAGGUUCCUUGUACUGAGGAGUCUCCUAUUUCUGCAACCAACCCAUAUGGCCGUACCAAGCUCUUUAUCGAAGAGAUUUGCCGGGAUGUGCAUCGUUCUGACCCUGAGUGGAAGAUCAUAUUGCUUAGAUACUUCAACCCUGUUGGUGCACAUCCGAGUGGUUACAUUGGUGAAGAUCCUCUUGGGGUUCCAAACAACCUUAUGCCUUAUGUCCAACAAGUUGCUGUUGGUCGGAGACCUCACCUCACUGUCUUUGGAACCGACUACAAUACAAAGGAUGGUACAGGGGUAAGAGAUUACAUUCAUGUGAUUGAUUUAGCAGAUGGACAUAUAGCCGCUCUGCGCAAGCUAGAUGAUCUCAAAAUCAAUUGUGAGGUGUACAAUCUUGGAACUGGCAAUGGAACAUCGGUUCUAGAAAUGGUAGCUGCUUUUGAGAAGGCAUCUGGAAAGAAAAUCCCGUUGGUGAUGGCCGGACGACGUCCUGGAGACGCUGAGAUUGUUUACGCCUCAACAGAGAAAGCAGAACGCGAGCUAAAUUGGAAGGCUAAGUAUGGGGUCGAAGACAUGUGUAGGGAUCUAUGGAACUGGGCCAGCAAUAAUCCUUACGGCUACGCCUCCUCCAACGGCUCCUCUUAAUUCACUUUUCUUUGUUUUCUUUUCUCUCUGCGUUAGUUAUUCAUUUUUAUAAAACACAUGAGAAAAUGCUGAUCAGAAUUCACAGUUUACAAGGGAUUGGAUUUACUACUAAUUAUCAUUAGCAGUUCUUGAUAUUUAAAUCAUCAUUUCUACUCCUUAAUGUAUAGUAUUACUCGUUUUGUUCUGUCUCGUAAAAUUGAUUAAUGUAAUCCUUCAGAUAUUUUCUGUUUACUAUGCAUUUCCAUUCCCUGUAACUCAAUCUCCUUACCAUUCAACAUAUUAAAGUUACAAAUCCUUCUGUAACUAUAUUUGCAAUUUUCUAACUUCACAAUUCAGAAAAGAAACCAAGAUGGGUUUUUACUACAGUUUACAUAUUGUCUGAAAAGAAGACACUUGUACAGUUUUCUUUGUUUGCCACAAAAGCCUGGUAUCAACAACGGACGGCUACGAUCGAGCCAUCAACAGUAGAAAUCGCGAUCCUGCAAUUACAUCUCGCCGCGAUUCGAUGUGUGAACAGACCCAAAACUCUAACCCGACCCGCCAUCUCCAGCCUCGACUCUAUCUCCACCGUCGACCCGCCCCGACUACCCUCCCUCACUAACCCGUCUCCAAACUCCUUGGCGGAGAUUCGAGAAGACGACGACACGAGAGGAAACGAAUCCACGGAGAAAUCAGCGGCCAUAUCCUUCGCCCGACCCGGUUCGAUCUCGCCAGCCGGUAUGAAAAUGAACCCGAUCCGGUUCCCGUAGUAGAAGAGCUGGAUCUUGUUGUUGUAGUGAGAGAAAGCCGCGCGGUUAGGGUUUCUAACGGAGGAGAGUUGAGAGUAAGUGAAGCUAACGGAGCUGUUGGCUACGGAGAAAGACGGGACUUUGACGUUCGUGACGGAGAUCUCGGGAUCUCUCGGUCUGAAGACGGUUAGGUAAACGGUGACGGCGGUUAUGAUGGCGAAGACGAUGAAGAUAGCGGCGACUGCGCAUGAAGCGAGGUUCGCCAUCUCUCAGAAGGAGAGAUGUUUGGUAGCAAUCUUUUAACUGUUCCCCGGUGGGUAUUAAGAGUCUUUAAACUUUAAAAAGCACAAGCUGCGUGUAUAGGCUUAGGUAUUCGGGUAUCCGUUCGGGUAAGUAUUGGUUCUUUCAAAUAUCAGUUUUUAGGGGUUUUGAAUUCAGGAUCAUUAUAAAUUUUUGAGUAAGGUUCCACUCGAGUCUUCCUAAGUUCGGGUGGGUUUAAUUCUAAAGUAUAAGAA
Eruca vesicaria subsp. sativa (arugula) is the source of this 2413-nucleotide messenger RNA. NCBI's taxonomy places the organism in Eukaryota, Viridiplantae, Streptophyta, Magnoliopsida, Brassicales, Brassicaceae. The record is from the annotation of a GenBank genome assembly.